AUGGCAGAUCUCAAUAUCCCCAUUGCCGUUCGGCGAACCCGUCGAAGCAAUGCCGGCAUCGUGAAGGUAGAGGAAACCGAGUCGGCAGCUCUGCCGCCCAAAACCCCGCGACGGGCAAGGAGGGCAGUCCGGUUCUCUGAUCCAGGUCUAUCAAUGUCGAGCGGAUUGACGCCCAUGAUCAACCGCACAUGCAUCAACACUCCUCGGCAGCGGCGUCGUGUGUCAACGCCAGCCAUCUCCACAAGAAGCGGAACGCCUGGCCCCCCAAACACAAUCUUCCUAUCCCACAAUCACCAUCAAUCGUCAAACUCGUUGCAUCACACCAUCGACGGCCGCGUUGAGAGACGCAUUCGUCGAAGCAAUCUUCGGGACUUGCUCAACAAGCUCGAGCAGGAAAAGAAACGCAAGACACAGCAGUCUCAAGCCGAGAUUAGCCAUCUCAAGUCUGAGAUCAAAUCCAGGGACAGAGACAUCUACGAGCUGCAAAACGCCACCAUAGUUGUCGACAAUGAGAGGAUUUGGGACCUGGAGCAGCAAAUUGAAAAUCUCAAGGACGAGCUAGCCAAGAGGCCCUCGACUCCGCAUCACCAAACGACAAGCUACGACUGGACAUUGGCAGCGCGCGACCCAUUUUCAGAUGAAUACACAGACAUGGGCAUGGACGAGGAAGAGGACCAGUUCGGCGACGCAACCAUGGCACACUUUGUAGCGAGCACUCCCUCCCGAGCUCGGUCCUCGUUUCCCACGCCUCCCGCCACGAGCCCUAUGCUUCCCUCUACGCCAUGCUCCUCGAGACCGUGUCUGCCUACCCCCCGGUCUCACACGGGCACCCAGGUCUGCCUCCCCGACCCAGAGAAGCGGCAAGCGCAAGAGGAGCUCGCAUCGCUGCAGCUCGAAGUGUGCAAGCUGACGGCCACGCUGGACUCGUACAAGAACCUGAGCGCAAAGCUCAAAGAGAAGCUCGCCUCCGUGGAGCCCAUCUCGCCGCAGAGCGACGACGCCCCCGCGGCACACGUCCUGGAGAGCAAGAUUGACGCCCUGCUGCAAGACAUGUCUGACCGGACGGAAGCCGUACGGCUACUCGGCGCUUCCAUCGCCGACCUGGGCUUUCCCGGCGCCGACGCCAGCGACAUGAUGGCGGCGCUGUCGUCCGGCUUCCGCGCCGCCCGCCUCGAGCUAGAAUACCUCACCCCCGGGGAGAUUGCGCUGCCGCUGACCUCCCACGGCGCCGAGGUGCUCGAUCUGCUUCUCGUGCGCCUGCGCGAGCUAGCCAAGAAGGCCAAGGAGGACGAGUCCUCGAUAGACGAGUACCACGAGCUCGAGCAGUCGCUGCGCAAACAGCUCGACGCGAGGGUCAGCGCCAUGGACCAGCUCAGGAGCGAAAUGGCCAAGGCAGAGCGGCUCCUGCACGAGAAGGGCCUCAAAGUCCAGGACCUCGAGGUCGCAAACGAGCGUCUCCGGGGCGCAGUCGACGGGUACAUCCGCGACAUGUCGGAGCUGGAGAAGCUCGUGCAGCGGAUGGAGGAGGAACACCGCGACGCAGCGGCCACGAGCUCGGCGCAGCGCGAGUUCGACCGGCACGAGCUGCAGAAGAGGGACGCCGGCAUCGCCGAGCUGCAGGAGAGGCUUGCCGACGCGGUGCGGCAGUCGGCCCGUCUGCAGAGGGAGAUGGGCGACGUGCAGGACAGCAGCACGCGGCACGUCGUGUCGUUGAACAGGCGGCACGGCGCGGCGCUGGCCCUCCGCGACGCGCGUGUCCUGGAGCUGCGCGGCGAGAUUGACCGCGUCAACGACUCCCUGCGCGCUGCUCACGAGACCAUCGUGGUGCUGCGCGUGGAUAAGGGCGCUUUGGAGGCGCGCGUGGACGACGAGCGCGCCAGGGCCAAGGCGGCUGUGGAAUCGGUCAAGGCGGAGCUGCAGCGUGUCUUGCAGAUGAGCCACGACUUUCUGAGGAGUCCUGGGCGGGAAGGGAGGCAGGCUGGUUUGCGCGACGAGGCCGAGGAUGAGCUUGCUUCUUCGCCGUCCCGUGUCGAUGGCAAGGCGGCGGCUGCGGCUGCUGCUUCUGGUUCUUUGGUGCCGAUGGCGAGUGGGAGGAAGCUCCGUAGACGGUAUGAUAGCGGACUGGGUUUGCUGGAGGAGGAUGACGUGGAAAUGUUUUAA
Messenger RNA from Metarhizium brunneum ARSEF 3297, 2160 nucleotides. RefSeq lists its product as uncharacterized. The record is from RefSeq and is a predicted model, not a curated record. Lineage: Eukaryota; Fungi; Ascomycota; Sordariomycetes; Hypocreales; Clavicipitaceae.